AAGAAUUUUAUUAAAAACCACCAAGGCUAUUCGGGUACCCUGUGGCUGUGGCUAUUGAUACUAUAGGGUUUAUACCUGUGGCUGUCAGAUUCCAAAAUGGCGUCGAUGGAAAACAUACGUACAAGAGUUCAGCUUCAAGAACACGGUCUUAUUAACACACAUAGCUCUGAUUUCCCGGGUAAUUACACUGACUACGACGACACGUGGACUCAAGAAAAGUUUGAAGAAAAAUUCAAGAUCAACAUUACUCGCCUAACUCCUAGUGACAUGGAAUUUGAUAUGAUUGGCAUUGAUGCUUCUGUUGCAAAUGCAUUUCGUAGGAUUUUGUUGGCUGAGGUACCUACAAUGGCAAUUGAGAAGGUUUUCCUGUACAAUAACACAUCAAUAAUACAAGAUGAGGUUCUUGCACAUCGUCUAGGUCUGAUACCAAUACAUGCUGACCCAAGACUCUUCAAUUAUAAAAAACAAGGUGAUGAAGAAGCCCAGGAUGAUACAACUUUAGUUUUUGAACUUAAAGUUAAAUGCAUUAAGAAUAAAAAUGCACCAAAAGAUGCAACAGACCCGGAUGAGCUAUACAUCAACUCAAAGGUUACCACAGAUCACUUGAAAUGGAUUCCUACACCACAACAAGCUCAGAAGUUCGGCCCACAAGAUAUCCGUCCUGUUCAUAAUGAUAUUCUUAUUGCAAAGCUUCGACCAGGACAGGAGUUAGAUAUCAAGAUGCAUGCCGUGAAGGGAGUCGGCAAGGAUCACGCAAAGUUCUCUCCUGUAGCUACAGCCUCGUACCGUCUUUUACCCGAAAUCACACUCCUAAAACCUUGCGAGGACGAACUCGCGGACAAACUUGCUGCGUGCUUCUCCCCUGGUGUCAUCAAGGUCAACACUGUCAAUGGUGUGAAACAAGCAACUGUGAUCAACCCCCGACUGGAUACUUGCAGUAGGGAAGUCCUGAGGCAUGAUGAUCUGAAAGACCGAGUCGAGCUUUCUCGAGUGCGUGACCACUUUAUCUUCUCCGUAGAGUCUAUAGGCGCUCUUCGGCCCGAAGUUUUAGUCUGCGAAGCGAUCAAAGUCCUUAUCAGCAAAUGCCGACAGUUUAUUAGUGAACUGGAUAACAAUAUGGAAACGUAGGAAGAGGUUUAGCUGAACCUUGGUCCUCUGUCAAAUGGCUGGACCAGUAGGAUAGAAGAGCCAUGGAAGGUUACAAAGAACGUAUUACCAAUAGAGUCCAUGGUUGUUACAUGAUGUUUGACCACAAACACCGACAAAAAAUAACAACAACAAGAAAUAACACACAUACAUCACUUUUGUUUAAUGCGUUAAAUAUUGAUCCAUAAAUAAUGCGUUAAAUAAUGAGCCAUACAUUCACUGUACCAUCUUUGGCAUCUAGGGGGUAAUGGGGAGCCUUUAUCCUUAGCCCUCGCGAUAGACCCUCACUCGCGAUAGACCCUCCCCUUGGCCCACGUGAAGACCCUAGCUCGGCACCUUAUACAUUUCAUAGAAAAUAGGCCCGCAAAGCGAGCAUGUGGCUACUGUAAUUCAUUCGCAAUUUUUUUAGAUUUUCAGUAUUUAAACACAAACGGACUCAUUAACUCAUUAAUUCGAAAUCAACAAAUCUAAUAUUAUUUCCAACAAAUAAAUGUAACAAUAUUUCAAAACAUAGAUGAAUAAUCCGCACAAAGCAGAAAAUCAAAGUCCCAAAAUAAAUGUCUUUGCGCCAAUAAGAGAUUGGGGUUUAUGCA
Molecule: messenger RNA, 1739 nt
Organism: Nematostella vectensis (starlet sea anemone)
Lineage: Eukaryota; Metazoa; Cnidaria; Anthozoa; Actiniaria; Edwardsiidae
Product: DNA-directed RNA polymerases I and III subunit RPAC1
Exons: 12
Coding region: 97-1128 (343 amino acids)
Biological process (GO): DNA-templated transcription
Cellular component (GO): RNA polymerase I complex; RNA polymerase III complex
Molecular function (GO): DNA binding; protein dimerization activity
Source: RefSeq, a predicted model, not a curated record